CGAGGAUUGGAUCACCACUGUGACGAUUCGGACCUUCCUCUUUCUUACCUUAAUUCGGCACUUCAUUAAGCAAAUAUUUAUUAAUUUUUGUUUUUACCUUGUAAGGGGCUGGGAGAGAGGAAGAUGGUCCGGCAAAUUUUUGGACAUGGGAAAUUCAAAGAAUAUUACCUAUAAAUCUAUUCAGUUUGUAAAUGAAGAAUCCAAAAUUGAAUCUAUAAGAACAAAUUCAAAAUCAUCCAAAGAUGUUCAUCAAGUCUUUCUUCAGCAAAGUGUUACUCUUCUGGCUCUUAAAGAUAAAACACUGGUUAACAGUACAAUAGCUCCAGGUGCAGUACAUCCUAAACAAUUUUUUGGACUAAUUGCUGAAGAUCUUCCAUUAUUUUUUGGUGCUGUUAUAGGUGCGUCACUUGUAAUAGCACUGAGUGUGUUAAUUUUAACAUUUUGGAAGUGCUGUUGUAGAAUGACAAUACUGAGUAAAAAGAAACAGUACUGGUUACAACCUCAAGACGGUGCAAGUGUUAAAGGAAAGUACAAAAUUCCUGUAGUACAAAGCAAUUCUGUUGUUUUUUUGGGACUGAAAUCAUCUCAAGGUUUUGACUAUCAGAGAAAGAGAUCAAUUGAAGAUUGCAUCAUAACAAAAUUUGUUCAAACAAACGAAGCAUUUGAAACAACGUCUUUCGGCAGCCCUCUUCAUUACACCAUGUCUUCCCAGUGCCCUGAAAUUGUUGUCUCAGGAAGUGAAAAACUUGUUUCUAAAACAACUGAUGAUCAUCCUAAUCACACCAGUUCUGAGAACUUAAUUGGCCAGUCUUGUUCUGUUAUUUCUGUGUCACCUAUGUUAGAUAACAGAACUGGUAAUCAUUGUACUGAGACAUCUCUCUUUUCACCUAACGUUGACAUUCCAGACAUUACCAUUCAUCAAGAUUCUCCAGCAUUAUUACAUCGCAGUUUUUAUUCUGGCAGUUUCGAUCAGCGUAGUUUGUAUAGUUGCCAUUCUCAUUUGGGAUCAGAAUUUGACUUGAAAAAGUGCAAUUUUACUUGGAGUAAUUACAGCUUACGACCAUCAUCUGCUAUGGAUUGUUACAGUGAAUUAUUUCAGAAGGCUAAUUUUUGCAAGAAAAGGAAAAAUCGCAUGAGAAGUGAUAUUGCUGCUGCAAUUGCUCUGAGCAGAAGUCAGAGUCCACAGCUUAAUAAAGAUACUGAAUUACUUGUCGAAAAUGCAGUUGAAGUUGUUUUAGAUGAGAGAACAACACUUUAGUAGCAUUGCAUGUUGCACUUAAGUCCUUGAACAAAGUAUGGUCACAUUAGGGUGAGCCUGGUGCUCAGAUGUUGAAACAUUUUCAAUUUUGUUCCAUGUUAACUGUUUGCACUAUUAUAGUUGAGAUUAAUCAUUAGUCACUUCUAGUCAAUGUUUAAUUCUUUUCUUUUAAUAUUUGCCUUGAUUCUCUUUUGACUAAUUGUUAGAUUUUUUUUGUUAAAAUUUAAAUAAAAGAUUUUAAUUGAUUAUUUUUUCUUAUGUUAUUGCUUUUGCAUCUGUAUGUAAUUGUUUAUAUGUUAUAAAUUUAUUCCUCUUACAUAUCAAAGAAGUCAAAUGUAAAUUGCUGUCUUAAAUCUAUUUAGUAUUUUUAAAACUUGUUUGCAGCUGUUUUAUAUCCAAAGAUUUAUAAAUGGUUAAAGGUGUCAUUAUUUCUUUAUAAAUAAAUGACUGAACUCUUUGCUAGCUGUUCUUUGUAUUUGUCAAACUUUUAAGUAUUUUCUAGUUUAUUUUGUAAAUAUUAAUUAAUUGCUGUGAUAAGUUUCUUAUAUGUUUUUCAAUUGCAUACAAUCAUAAUAUGCACUAUUAAUUGAUAUGACAAUCUUGCUUUUUAAAAUUUGUUGCAAACAUUAUUUAUAUACCAGCCAAUCAGUAUUUCUAUCACUCACUUUUAGAUAAAUUUGUGUGCAUAUUUCAAAAAGAUAUUUUUGCACUUUUUUAGAUUUCUACCUCACUAAGCAUAAAAUUUGCAUGAAAAGUAGUUUGUAAGUUUUUUAACCAACUGAUUUUAAAAGUUGAAUUUUUUUACUUGUAUUUAUAGAAGCAAUCUCAAACAGUAUUUUGAAAUGUUUGUAGCAAAAUUUGAUACUAUUAUAAAGAUGAAAUUUUAAAAAAUACAUUGGGAUAUUUUUACUUCAAGUAAUUCUUUCCCAAUUUUAAUGAUUCAUUGUGUAUCAGGCGUUAAGAAUUAUUACACCUAAGUGCUUAAAUUGUAGUUUUUAAAAGAUUAAGCAAAAUAAACUAUUGAUUGCAUCUUUUUUAAAUUAAUAAGAGAACUUUUAUAUUUAUUAAAGUGAAAUUAAUGCUGUAAAUUAAAGAAGAAAAAUAUUUAUAUAUUUCAUAUUAUCCUGUCAGUAUUUAAAACAUU
This is a messenger RNA of Argiope bruennichi, 2402 nucleotides long. RefSeq lists its product as uncharacterized. The record is from RefSeq and is a predicted model, not a curated record. Lineage: Eukaryota; Metazoa; Arthropoda; Arachnida; Araneae; Araneidae. The transcript is spliced from 8 exons. The coding region runs from base 146 to 1258 and encodes 370 amino acids.